Spinacia oleracea (spinach) is the source of this 1972-nucleotide messenger RNA. RefSeq lists its product as uncharacterized. Lineage: Eukaryota; Viridiplantae; Streptophyta; Magnoliopsida; Caryophyllales; Amaranthaceae. Gene Ontology annotation, molecular function: protein-lysine N-methyltransferase activity; protein binding. Gene Ontology annotation, biological process: peptidyl-lysine monomethylation. Bases 293 to 1744 code for a protein of 483 amino acids. The transcript has 5 exons. The record is from RefSeq and is a predicted model, not a curated record.
AAAUAAAAAAAUAUAUAAAUAGGUCUACAACCGGUCCAAACCGGUCCGGUAAGAGUUUUGGACCGAUUUUUCCGGUCCGGUCCGGGUUUGGUCCAAGCAAUAUCGGUCCGGUCUUCGAAUCUUGAAUUAUCAAAUUUCGGUUUUCGAUCUGGUUCAGGUCGAUCAGGCCCGGUCCGGGUUUGGACCGAUGAACACCCCUCACUGUUUCCUGCUGAUUAUCUAGUUAUCAAGCCAUCGCCAAAUAAAAGCGAUAUACAGUAGUGCACUUGCCUUAACCAGUAGAGCAGCAAAAAUGUGGAGAACAAGCGGCAGAGAAAUGGCAGCACUUUCAACUUCAACGCACACAUCAUCUUCCUCCUCUCGCAUCCGCCCAUUAACAUGCCUUGCAUCCUCGAACCUCUCGCGUCUGGUGUCGCAUCCACCUGACCUUCUCAAAUGGGUGCGCAAUCAAGGAGGGUUUGUUCAUGAAUCUAUCAAGAUCACUCAACACUCUUCUUAUGGCCUUGCUCUUGUUGCAAGCCGUGAAAUCCCUCAAGGGUCUGACCUAAUUUCUCUUCCUGCUCAUUUACCUCUCAAGUUUGAUGAUGAGUCCGAUGAUUCUUCGCUUCUGUUGAAUGAUUUGGCUACCCAAACCCCUGAGGAGCUCUGGGCUAUGAGGUUGGGUCUGAAGCUUCUUCAAGAAAGAGCAAAAACUGGGUCUUUUUGGUGGCCUUACAUCAGCAAUCUUCCUGAGGCAUACAGUGUCCCAAUCUUCUUCACAGAAAAAGAAAUAUCUGAUUUGAACUUUGUUCCUCUUAUAACUCAGGUAAAAAAGAGAUGUCGGUUUCUUUUUAACUUUGAUAAGCAAGUCAAAGGAGCUGUUUCAAAUAUCAAACCGGGGGAUCAUCCCUUUGGGGGUCACGAUAUUGAUGCAUCCUCCCUAGGAUGGGCAAUGGCAGCUGUAUCAUCCAGGGCAUUUCGUCUGCAUGGAGAUAAACUUUCUGAUGGGAUCCACAAAUCUGUCCCUAUGAUGUUACCUCUAAUUGACAUGUGUAACCACAGCUUUUGUCCAAAUGCUAAAAUUAUUCAGUGUCAAGGUGCUGAAAUUGCAAAAACACUAGUUAAGGUUGUGGCAGAAAAACAUGUCCAGAAGGAUGCUCCUUUAGAACUCAACUAUGGUUGUAUGAACAAUGACAUUUUCCUCUUAGACUAUGGAUUUGUGAUAGCUGCCAAUCCUUACGACUCUAUUGAGUUCCAGUAUGACCCAGAACUUUUGGAGGCUUCCAGUUUAUCCAUUGGGCUAAAUUCCCCAUAUUUUUCUUCACCAGCUUCAUGGCAAUCUGAAAUCUUGUCAGCUUUAAAAUUAGAUAACAAGAUGGCUCCAUCUAAGGUAACGUUGGGUGGUCCAGAUUGGGUAGAUGGUAGACUCUUGGCUGCUUUACGAGUACUGCAUGCAAGUGAUGAGAAAACAGUACGUGAGCAUGACUUGAAUACCCUUCAGUCACUUUCCGCUGAAGCUCCUCUCGGGAUUUCAAAUGAACUGGCUGCUCUUCGAACUAUUAUAGGACUUUGUGUGCUAUCUCUUAAAUCUUUUUCCACAAAUAUGGUGGAGGAUGAGGCCUUACGAAAACAGGGUGUAUCUACCUUCUCAGAGUUGGCUAUCCAGUUCAGAAUGGAAAAGAAGUCCAUGAUUUUGAAUGUGAUGAAGGAGAUGUCAAAACGGGUUAAGCUUCUACAAACCCAGGAAUUGCCUGCUGCUUCCUAGCCAUUGCUUCACCCCACAAGAAUUUUAUGUCAAGAGAUUGAUAUUCCCUUUACCAUUAGGCUUAGUAAGGCAAUUUUAUGAAGCUGAGCUGCAUUGUAUUUGGUUUACCUAAUUUGGCGUCUUUAUGCUUAAUAUGGUGGUUUUUCUUUACUUCGUUGUAACUAAAUUCAACGGAUUGAGAUUUUGAUUAAACUCAAUGGUUAUUGGUCUGCUUUGAAUUUCGUUCAA